UUUAAAUAUUGUUACAAAAGAUAAAGAAGGAAAAGCUGAAAAGAAUUUACUUAGGAAAAUCCAAGAAAAUCUAGACCAUAUUAGACGAUCUGUUUCAAAAAAGGAGGAACCCUGUGAGAGAGGAAACCGUGAGAAAAGAACCCAUGAGAGAAGAACCUGCAAGAGAAAAACCAGCGAGCAAAGAACCCACAAGAGAGGAACCUGUGAGAGAAGAACCCGUGAGAGAAGAACCCGUGAGAGAAGAACCCGUGAGAGAAGAACCCGUGAGAGAAGAACCCGUGAGAGAAGAACCCGUGAGAGAAGAACCCGUGAGAGAAGAACCCGUGAGAGAAGAACCCGUGAGAGAAGAACCCGUGAGAGAAGAACCAGCAAACAAAGAACCAGCGAGAGAGGAACCAGUGAGAGAAGAACCCACAAGAGAAGAACCUACGAUGGAGGAACCUGUGGAAGAGGAACCCAUGGAAGAGGACACCACUGAGGAGAUUGAGCCAGAUCUUAAAGAUGAGCAAACUGGAUUACUUGAAGAUGAAAAUGCACUUUCUUUAUCACAAAUGGACACAGUUGACAAUGCACAACCUAUCGAAUCACCAAACGUGCCUGAAAUCCCCGCACCAGAGCCAGAAGAUGGAAAAGCUGGUCCAUUAACGCCAGCAGACGAAGAUCAAGACACCCUUACGCCCGAAACAGUGCCUCUGGAGUCCACGCCUGAACCCGAACCAGUCUAUAGUGAAGAUGUGAUGCGAUUGCUCAUUCUGAGAGACCACUUAUCUCAGGAGAAAAUGGAGCGCUGUCAUAAUUAUUUGGGACUCAAGAAUCUGUUCAAACUAGAAGCCAUGCUCGAAGACUUGGAGACAGAGCUGCAAUCAACGCGGCAGUCGCAAAUAGGCAGCGUCCAGGAGAUCGAAAACGCGUUGGAAAGGAUAUUGGAAGCCAGCGAAAACGCAAUCCUGGAUGAAGUGGAGAAGAUUUUGGACAGUCGGGAGUCGAAAUACAGCGACGGGGAGCACGUCGGGUCGAACAUAGACGAGGAGACGGAGAUUCUAGAUGACUUCCAGGAGAUCGCCUUCAGUUUGAGGCACAAGUACUCCACGGCUAGUGACAGUACACCUCUAGCGGAAGGGAUGCAAGAUGAUGGACCAGAUGAUCAAGAAUUGAAUGUCAACGAAAACGUGCCUAUUAUCAACAAAGCUACGGACAGUGUAAACUCCACAGAAUCCGAGGAGGACCAGAACCUCACACUCACUCAUCCGGAGAAGCUGGUCCCAGAAGCAGAGUCUAAAAAACCAGAGGAGAUAGUUUUGGAUCAAGUUCACGGCACAGUGCCAGAUGUGAGCGUGGAGGAGGACGGAGGGCACUUUAACAGGAACCAAGAAGACAAUCAGCAGAGUUUUGGCACAGCAGAGGAAAUGGCCAAAGUCCCUCAGGCCACGCUGGAGAACCCUCUAGACAUGGGGCUGGGGGUCGAGGUGGACAAUUCACCUUCAGGACCUUUGGACUCCCUGGAGCCCCCCACUGAGUUUCACGAGGACGAAGGGGGAGUGUUUUCUACAGCACUUGUUUACCUGGAGUGCGUCACUGCGAUGGUCAAGAAUAAAACUGCAGAGUGGGCUACUGUGAUGAUAGCUCUUCUGCCCGAUGAGUGGAGACCAGGGGAGACGCUGCUGGGCUGUCCAUGGGAGGCCGUGGUGGUCACCGCUGUGGUCGGGAUCCUGACCUUCACCAUGUUCUUCUGGAAGACCGUGUUGGCUGUCAAGAAAAGGGAGUAUCUUGUGGAUCAUAAAAAACUUGAGGAGCAAAUGGAGUUGUUGAAAAAAGAAAAGAACGACGCCUUGGCUAAAAUAACAGAACUACAGAAACAGUCUGAACAACUAAAAGAAAACCAGAAAGAGUCUGCAGAAUCGGCCACUACAGCUCUCAAGAAGAUGCGGGCUCUAGAGAAAAGAGUAACAGAAGCUGAACGGCAAAAUGAAGAAAUGGCCCAGGAAAAGCAGACAUAUUUAAAACAACUAGAAGAGGAAAGGACGAGCUCUCUGAAAAACGAAACACGGCUCAAAAAAUUAGAAAAAUCCAAUGAGAAGUUGCAGCAAAGCAGAAAAAAUACCCAAGAAGCACUGGCAAAGACUACUGUUCUCCUGGACGAGGCAAAGAUCCGUGAAGAUGCCAGAAAUGCCCAACAGAAAAGUUUAGAGAAAAAUUACACAGCCCUAAAAGAAGAGAAUAAAUCUCUUAAGGCGACGAUUAAAAGCUGGGAGGACAAGCACACUGAACUCAGUGAGAAGAUUAAAGUUUACCAGAAAUCCCAAAAGGAGCUUGAAGACUCUUUGGUGCUUAAAGAUCACAAUAUAGAGGUUUUGUCGGACCUCCUGUCAGACUUGGACGCGUGCGAUAUACAGAAAGGAGAUAAAGUUUGCGCGAAUGGAGAAUUAUCUAUUGAUAAGACAACAGCCAUAAAGAACAGAAUAAAGCAGAUGAUGGAUGUUUCAAGGGUCCAGACCACUCUCACAGUUGUAGAAGAGGAACGAGACAGAUUCAUGUCCAAACUACUCACUGAAGAAAAGGCCAGAAAAUCAUUAGAAGAGCAACACCGGGAGCUGGAGUACGCCAUAGCCACCCUCAAAAGUGAGAAGAGCCUCGUGGAAAACCAGUACAAGGUUCUUCAACAGAAGAAUGAAAUCAUAGUGGAGAUGUACCAGCAGAAGGAGAGCGCUCUGCAACAGAGACUGACUAAAGAGGAGAUGGAUCGGCGCAGUAAGGAGAGCAUGCUGACGGAGGUGGGAGGGAAGGCCACCGAGGCAGAAGAGCAGGUCCGAGUGCUCCGACAGCGCAUCAAUGAGAUGGAGGAGCAGAUGAAGAAAACAGAAGAGAUGUACAAGGAGCAGAUAAAAGAACAGGAAAACAAGACUCACUCAAACUGGAUAACUGCAAGAAAUGCUGAACGGGCUCUCAACCAGGAGAAGGUGGAAGCAUCAAAACUACGAGAAAAAUUGACACUACUCACAACACAGCUGAACGAAAAGCGCGCCCCUCUCUUCAGACCAAACUCGGGGCAGUUCGCUGGACCUCGUCAGGGUGAUUCCUACGGACCGUCUCCUGUGAGUGGGGGAGCACCGUCUCCUCCGAUCAUGAUCGAGGGACCCAGGCGCCCUCCCUCCGCCCCGGUGGGUCGCAAAAUAGACCAGUAUGGCCCCAGACCUCCGUCAGAUCCACACGGACGUUACGCUGACAACAAGCACAUGUCUGGAAUGGAGAUGAUGGGUCCUCGUAACUCCUCUCCUGCCAACGUGGACGCCCCUAUAAAGGCUGAAGGGCCGGUUUCCUCUGAGAACCCAGAGCCUGGCCUCGGCUCGUUCAUCGCGUCUCCCAUCAGAGACUCUCCAGGCCUCGUCCCAGGGCCUCCUCCUGGACCUGGGCCCCAUGACCCCCUCCUCCCUCCAGGCCCUCCGGGUCCUCCAGGACGCCUGCCUCCUCCUGGAGCAUACAGACCUAUGCGUCCUGGGCCGUACCCCCCACCUGGGCCGGGCAUGUACCCUCCCCAUGGGCCGGGCAUGCCACCUCCUCCCCACGGGCCUCCACUGCCAGCCAAUGGACACCCAGGAAUGCCAAUGGGUGACUUUGGACCCCGUCCCUCUAAUGGACAUGCUUUUCAGCCCAGACCUGGUCCUGUCCACAUGGACAUGCGGGGCCCUCCUCCACCACACCUCCGUCCUCCUCCACACUACGGCCCUCUGCCUCCUCCACAUGUUCUACGAGGGCCCAUGGGACCUCAUCCACCCAUCCACCCCGACAUGCGCUACCCAGGGCCCCGGGCCAGCCCCCCCAUGGACCUGCCCCCAGGAGCGCUCCCUCCAGGUGCCCAUCCCCCUGGACCUCCUCCUCCAGGUGCUCUUCCUCCUGGAGUCCCUCCUCCAGGCUCCCACCCGCCGCACAGUGGCCCCCACAGGCAGCCCCCUCCUGAGUCCCUCCAAAACCCCGGUGCUCACAGUAAACCAGGACCAGAGAGUCCUGCGGAUGCUCCGGGUGCAGAUGGGAUCGAGCCUUGACCUCACAGCCGGUCUGGCCCAGGACUGAAUUCCCCUGAGCCCAAACCAAACAGCACAUGUCAGUGUCACAGCCACAGGGUCAGACCCCAGAGCUCCUCUUCAUCACACAGAGCCUCUCCUCUUCACACUGAGCCUGGUCAGAGCCACAGCAGAGCCACUGAGGGGCAGUGUUGUUCCCAUGUGCACUAAUAAACCUCUUCUGCUGUGUCUCUGCUAAAAUCAUUGUUUGACCUUCAUUGGGCGACUCCCCUUUUAUUUGCACCCGUCUUUAAAACCGUGCACAUGAAUUGACUGUACAAUAAUUUCACCGUUUGCGUUUGGACCUUGGCAGGAUUAAGUCUGAAAUAAAAGAGGGAACCCGCAGCUUCAUGUGCAAUAACCACUCAUACACAUUAUUCUCAUUUUAUCUUUUAAAUUGUAUAGAACGUUAAUUUUUAAGGGGCAGUUUUAAUGUCAUUUCCUGUGGAAAUUAUUUUUAAAGGGGAUUUAGCUUGGAGCAUUUCAGGAAAACCAUACUUUCCAAACUUUGUUGCUUGAGAAUGGACUGUAAACAAAUGUGCAAAUCGAUGGCCAGAUGUAUAACUUAUUUUACUAUGUUGGUAGAAGUUUUAAUAAUAAAGAAUGUAAAAGA
Boleophthalmus pectinirostris (great blue-spotted mudskipper) is the source of this 4671-nucleotide messenger RNA. RefSeq names its product MIA SH3 domain ER export factor 3 (gene mia3). Bases 144 to 4040 code for a protein of 1298 amino acids. The record is from RefSeq and is a predicted model, not a curated record. Gene Ontology annotation, biological process: protein secretion; endoplasmic reticulum to Golgi vesicle-mediated transport; vesicle cargo loading. Gene Ontology annotation, cellular component: endoplasmic reticulum membrane; endoplasmic reticulum exit site. The transcript is spliced from 25 exons. NCBI's taxonomy places the organism in Eukaryota, Metazoa, Chordata, Actinopteri, Gobiiformes, Gobiidae.